Messenger RNA from Aspergillus glaucus CBS 516.65, 3648 nucleotides. RefSeq lists its product as uncharacterized. Gene Ontology annotation, cellular component: endoplasmic reticulum membrane. The transcript has a single exon. Gene Ontology annotation, biological process: maintenance of protein localization in endoplasmic reticulum. Lineage: Eukaryota; Fungi; Ascomycota; Eurotiomycetes; Eurotiales; Aspergillaceae. The record is from RefSeq and is a predicted model, not a curated record. The coding region runs from base 152 to 3481 and encodes 1109 amino acids.
CAUCACCGAUCCAGACCGCGACACCAACAUUUCAUUUAGCUUUCAGCCCUCCACAACAAUUCCGCACUUACAGCAAUGAUCCCUCUUUGAACGACAUCUGCUACGAAUAAUCACCCCAUGUCCGCCAUCGCUCUUCCACCUCCCUUCCUAAAUGGCCGUCCCUACGCCCCUGUUUCCGCCACCGCCAGCUUCAGCUUCAGCCUCCGAUUCCGCUUCGAUUCCAGCCACAGCGCCAGCACACGACCAGUCGUCUGGGAAUUAUGAAUAUGAGAGCAUCAACGGCAAUGAGAACAGUGGAAAUAAUGCUGAGGAAAGUGUUCCGCGCGGGUUGAGUAACAGGAUUUGUGCAGAUAUGACGGAAUCUGAGAAGACAACGGCUACAGAUACGAACACGCGAUGGGACGAUUCUAAUUCGAUGCAUUCAAUACCGGACCCCUCUCCUUCAGCGCGAGCAGAUAAAAUGGAAGCUAUCGCGGAGGAUCCUGUGACUACAACUGCAGCGGAGGAAAAAGACGAUCAGGAACAAGGCCAAGGACAGAAAACAGCCGGCUCGGAAUUGCGCCCCAAGCGGUCUCGUGCGCAAUCGACGACGAGCUUAGUGGAUGGUCCUUCGAUUUUUCAGCCACAUACUGUGAAUGGGGAGACUAGGACGGAUCACAGCGGCAGUAAUGGGAAUUUGGACGUUCCGCUAUCUCCUAAGGGCACGAAAGCGACUGAGGGCACUCAUCGUGGAUCAGUUGGGGAGGAUAUUGAAGGGCCCGGGGCAGUCACUCCGCAACGAAACCAAGACAGGGAUAAAGAGGGAGAAAGGAUACUGAAGCUAUCGCCGUCGAGGAUCCACGAGCUCACGUCGUCACCGCAGUCGAUUCCGCUUCGCCCGGUUCCUGAGGCUUCGCCGGAGUACGGUCGACGGGUUAUGUCUGAUAACACGUAUACGACGGCUUCGCGGUCGGGGUCUGGCGAUGGGAUGGCGCCACCGCAGUUACAGCUUCCGGCUGAUUUGAGGAUAUCGAUGGAUAUUGCUAAGAUUCGGGGUAGUAAGGAUCUUCAUCUGGAUGAGCUGCCGGAAGCGUUGAGUCCGGGGACGAGGCCGGUGUCUUCUUCAUCGCGCAAUGGGCGGCCACAUGUGUCGAGGACGGUUUCGACCCCGUUAGCAUCGUCGUCGCAGCGACAGAAGCCCGCUUCUUCGAAUAAUGAGCGUCUGGCGCAGACCUGGUCGUCACGCCCCAGACAGGAUCGACCAUCUAUAACUCGCAUGGAACAACCCGAACCAAAGCAUCAUCAUAAUCAUAAUAAUCAUGGCCUCGCGCCACCACCCCAGCUAGCGGAGCCGGCUCUCCCACCUUCUAUGCCUCAGUCUAUACCCCUUCCGCCUGUUUCGAUACCUACAUACUUGCAACUAGAGCUUGCUUCUGGCCGGCCGUCACCGUUGUACAUUCAUCGCUCCGCUACGUCCGACUUUCCAUACGAGUCUGCGCGGGUGAAACUUGAACGAUUGGUCAAUUUUCUAAUGCUCCCUCCGGCAGUGGAGCAGGUGCUCUGGUUUGGGCUUCUAGCAUGUCUCGAUUCAUGGCUUUAUUCAUUUACGAUACUCCCUCUACGUUUUGUCAAAGCAUUGUACAUUCUACUGGAAUCAUGGGUUGUGAAUCUCGGUGUUGAAUUCCGGUAUAUCUCGGGGUUUGUGUAUAAUGGUGUUGGACGGGUAUGGCGUCGGAGGAACAAGGCUGCUUCUAUCUCGGCUGGUUCUGAACCACAACGCAGUCCGGAGCUCGACGGGAGAUUUCGAACAAAACAAGAACAGGCCAUUGAGCGAGAAUCGCGUCCUAGAGCUCCGGCGGAGCCGCGACGGCGGCAUCGGGCCGAGACGUAUCGGCAUCAUCGACGACAGAAGUCGAUUCCCUCUGCGCUGCUUCCGGAUGAUAAGGCGGAUAUUCUGAAGGGAUUGCUUAUGAUUGUGACGUGUUGGGUGCUUAUGCGGUUUGAUGCGAGUCGGAUGUAUCACUGGAUUCGCGGACAGGCUGCGAUUAAGCUCUACGUGAUCUACAACGUCCUCGAAGUCAGUGAUCGGCUGCUUGGUGCUAUUGGGCAGGAUGUGUUGGAGUGUCUGUUCUCUCGAGAAGCACUGGAGCGGCGGCCGGAUGGACGGAGUAAGGUGUUUCGUCCGUUUGGGCUGUUUCUGCUUGCGCUGGCGUACACGGUGCUUCAUUCUACGUCGCUGUUUUAUCAGGUCAUGACGCUGAACGUGGCUGUUAACUCCUACUCGAAUGCGUUGAUCACACUCCUACUCUCCAACCAGUUCGUGGAGAUCAAAUCGACCGUGUUCAAGAAAUUCGAAAAAGAGAACCUCUUCCAACUCACCUGCGCAGACGUGGUCGAGCGCUUCCAACUCUGGCUCAUGCUCACGAUAAUCGCCUCGCGCAACAUCGUCGAAACAGGCGCUUUCAACUUCGUCGGCAGCCUAGGCUCAACCUGGAGUAUCAGCGGGAACUCCUCAACAAGCACAAACAGCACACCCCUCUCCACACCUCCCCGAACAGCAUCCUCUAUCCUCCCACAGUCCUUCACCAUCCUCCCAUCUUCCCUAAUUGCAUCCUUUAGCCAAGUCAACACCUUCCUCCCGAGUCUCUUACAGGUCCUCGGUCCAUUCCUCGUCGUCUUGGGAUCGGAAAUGCUAGUCGACUGGCUCAAACACGCCUACAUCAACAAAUUCAACAACGUCCGUCCAAACAUCUACGGCCGCUUCCUCGACAUCCUAACGAAGGAUUACUACACCAACGCCUUCGGCGACCAAAACCUCACCCGCAGACUCGGUCUCCCCGUCAUUCCACUAUCCUGUCUCUUCUUCCGCGUCUCAGUACAAACAUACAAAAUGUUCCUCGCCGCAUCUCUGCCCCAACAACCCUCCUCAACAAUGCAAGCGACUUCUCUCUCUUCGAUACAUAAUCACUACGCGCCAGCGCCAGCGCAAUCAGCACCGCCACUAACACUGAAAACAAUCGUCCCGUCCUCGAUGGCGCAUAUAAGUAAUAUCUUCCGCAGUGUGCUCGCAAACGCAAUGCCAACCCCUGCACAAUCAGUCUACAUCUUCACCGUCAUCUUGUUAAUAACCCUCUUCCUUGUCCUGCUUAUCUUCAAACUCCUCUUGGGAAUGGGUCUCCUCGCGUACUCCCGCAGACGGUAUCAGGGUAUGAAACUAGCUGAAUACGAACGCGCGCAUCCCCACCCCCACCCCCAACCCCCACCAAACAACCUCACCGAAACCGCAAAGCCCCGCGGCUACGCAGUCGAAGGAAGCAAACGCAUCGGCGGCUGGGGCGUCGUUGAAGUCGGGGAAGAUAGACGCCGGUGGGUAUAUGCCGAUGACCCCGAGGGAUUGAAGAGGGUGCGCGCGUAUGAGGAGAAGGAGGUGAAGAAGGGGAGUGAGGAGGGGAGUUUUGAUCAUGUGCAGAGGUAUGAGAUGGUUGCUAAGAGGAUUUGGUAGCGGCUUCUUUCCUGUUGAGGAUGAGGGGGGAGGGGGGUGCAUUGUUUGUUUAAAUGAAUCUUUGGGAUACCCCGAUGUUGUAUACAUUAUAUUGAGAUAUAAUUGUUAGGAUUAACGUUAGAUGCUAGUACAUACACAUAUGCACAGCAAUGUGUUUUAAUACAUCC